CUUCAGCACCUGAGCCUCCAACAUUCAAAAGAGAAGCACCCAAAGAGAAAGACUUUGAAAGCCCAGGGCUCAGAGGAGUGCGCACAACAACCUUAUUUCGUGCUGUGAAUCCAGAGCUCUUCAUUAAACCUGGAUUAAUGGAUUAAGGGAUUAAUGGAUUCUCAUGGGAAGAGAACUGGCAGCUUUAUGAGACGAGGAAGAGAGGCCUGAGCUAGCAUGCGAGCUUAGCCCCUGGCCAUGUCUUACCCUGUACCACCCCAGCGAGUUCCCACCAUCAAGAAGAUUCUUACCUGAUGCAGCUCCUCCACCUUGGACUUCUCAGCCUCCACAAACUGUAAGAAAUAAUUUCCUUUAUAAGCUAUCCAGUUUCAAGUAUUCUAUUAUAAGCAACAGAAAACAGAGUAAGACAGCAGCAAUAGGAAACUAAUAUAGAAAGUAGCAGGAAAAUGAAUGGCUAUAUCAUGUUCCCUUUUGUCAUUAUUUGAAGUUGCUUUUAUGAGCAAAGCUUGUCUUACCUAGCAACAGUUGCUAAGAAAGUUAACAAUUUAAUGCUAGAGUCUGGGAAGGAGCAACUGCUUAAAUCUUCCCAAAUCUGGUGCCUACACCUUCUAUGGCAGGGGCUUUUGGUACCAUUCUUUAAUGUUAGGCACAUAACCACUGCCUAAUCAUGUGAAUCAUUUCAUCCUUACCAGCCUCUAGCAUUAUCCUAAAACUCAGCCUCUUCCAGCUUUCUUAAACUUUCAGCUUUUCUUGAAACGUCUUUUUCUGAUUCUAAGAUUAUUUUAACUGUAAAUAGCAGAAGACACACGAUAUUUAACUAUGAUCAGAAAUUCAGAUUACACAAACUUUGUUUGCUGUGCUGUUUGUAAUAAAAUAAUUCCACCAGCCCCUUUUGGAAAAACCUUCACACGGAUCCAUGAAUACAAGCCACUUAAGACACACUUUUACACUCACAAAGACAUACUAGAUACUGGGGCAAAUAUUCUGGAAAAAGAAGAACAGUUUCAAGAAGAUAUACUCAGAGAAUGCAUUGCAAAAGCAGAAGCUGAAGUAUGGGCUCAGGCUAAUGAACUUCAAAAACAAGCAGUGGAGAAAGCACUUGAAGAAGCAAAUGAAAGACACAAAAUUGAAAUUCAGAUUUUGAAAGAGGAACAUCAAAAAGAUAUACAGGAAAUAACAGCUAAAACGAAGAUAGAGAUGUAUCAAAACAUGGAUGACGAAAUGAAGAGAGAACACUUGGCUGUGGAACAGCGCAUGGUCCACAGAAUCCAAAGGAUUAUGAUGGAAUGCCACAGAGAGAAGGUCGAAGCUGUGGAGAAAGCCAGGGCUGAAGAAAGACUCAUUGCCCAGGAAGCAAUCCAGGCCCAGAAAAGCAAAGUUGUGGAGGAAAUUGUGAAUACUGGUAUCACAGUUAUUAAGGAUGAGAAGACCAGUGUGGCCCAACUGAUGAGGGAAAAAGAACAUGAAAUGAACAUCUUCUAUGGCAUGGCUCAGAGGCAGAGGCAAGAAGAGGAGGUACAGGAGUUGCUUCAAGAAGCAGAGAAAACACAUCAGGCCACUCUUGACAAUGUGAUGGGUAAACUGGCUGACACCCAGGAGGAGCUGCUGUUCCUAGCAAAACAGCUGGGACUCAUGACAAAUUGGAAAGAUUUCCUAGAGGAGGAAUUACAGGAAACCAGGAUGGCAUUUCAAAAAUACAUCAAUUAUACCUUUCCUAAGCUUUCACCAGGACAUGCAGAUUUUAUUCUGCCAGAAAGAAAGAAAACACCUUCUAAUCUUGUUAUUAAGGAGGAUGAAACAACUCUCAAUUAGAAGUCUUGAAUUGAAAUUUCACUACAGAAGACAUCAUUCCAGACUAAAUAAAUUUACUGAGAAACCAUUCACUGAUUCCCCAGCCUUGUGCAGGGUACUGUUGGGCUGUAAGAAUUUUCAUGGAAAACCAAAAUAUUAAAAAGCACAGUCCAGGUUAUAGUGAGCCAAGUCUGAAAAGAAAAAACAGGGAGAGGGAGCAAACUGAUUAAGACAGGAAAGAUUUCUUGGAUGAAGCCUAAACACACUUCUGUAUCUGUCUUUAUUCAUUUCUACAUCAGACAUAUAAUUAAUUAUUUCACUAUGUUUUGCCAUAGAAAACAAGUAAAGGGAUGUGUUCUCAGGUUGUUCCUGUUCUGGGCAGGUGUGCUAAGUUCCAGUAAAGAGAUUAUCAUUUAA
This is a messenger RNA of Callithrix jacchus (white-tufted-ear marmoset), 2208 nucleotides long. RefSeq names its product chromosome 4 C6orf163 homolog (gene C4H6orf163). The record is from RefSeq and is a predicted model, not a curated record. Lineage: Eukaryota; Metazoa; Chordata; Mammalia; Primates; Cebidae.